CGGCACCAGCACCAGCUUCCCCGAGCGGCUUUGCGGGCGGGGCGGGGCGGGCUGCAGCGGGACUCGCGGCCAGGAGAGGACUCGCCCCCCCGCACAGGGACCUGCCCCCGCGCCAGCGCCGCACGCGAGGGGCGGCAUGAGGGCGGCGCCGCUGUGAGCCCCCGGCCCAGGGGCAGCCCCGCGCCCGGCUCCUCCGCAUCGCCGGCCCCUGCAGCUCGGCCCCUCAGCGCGGCGCCUGGGAGCUAUGAGCCAUGAAGCUGCCCGGCAGCAGCGCCCUGCGGCAGCCCCGCUCCGCCGCCGCCUGCCUGCCCCGGCUCGGGCUGCUGCUGCUGCUGCUCCUGCUCCUCCUCGCCGCCUCGCCCCGCGGGGCCGCCGACCUGCAUUGGAAUGAAACUGUAGGAGGUACAGAGGGAGUACUGUUGGAUGAAGAGAAUAUAUUUCAACAAAAUAACAGCAAUAGCAGUAAAAAUAACAGCCACAGCAAUGCAAUCCAUAAAGAAAUCACACUGCCUUCAAGACUGGUCUAUUAUAUUAACAGAGACUCUGAAAGCCCUUAUCAUAUCUUGGACACAAGGGCAAGACACCAGCAAAAACACAACAAGGUUGUGCAUCUGGCCCAGGCAAGUUUCCAGAUUGAGGCCUUUGGUUCCAAGUUCAUCCUUGACCUCACAUUGAAUAAUGAUUUGUUAUCUUCCAAUUAUGUGGAGAUUCAUUAUGAAGAUGGAAAACAAAAACUUUCUAAGGGCGGAGAGCACUGUUAUUAUCAUGGGAACAUUAGAGGUAUCAAGAACUCCAAAGUUGCCCUUUCAACAUGCAAUGGCCUCCACGGCAUAUUUGAAGAUAGUACUUAUGUGUACUUGAUAGAACCAAAGGAUCUAACCCAUAGUUCAGAAAGCACAGGUAGGCCACACAUCAUUCAGAGAACUGUAGGAACACAAACCUCUAAGCAACUAAAGGACCUUGAGGCUGACUCUAGUUCCGAAUGGCCCUUCUUACCUGAAUUACAGUGGUUGAGGAGAAGGAGAAGAAAGAGGGCUGUGAGUGCAUCUCGUGGUGUUUUGGAAGAGAUGAAAUAUUUGGAGCUCAUGAUUGUAAAUGACCAUAAAAUGUUCAAAAAACAUCGUUCUUCCCAUGUGUACACAAACAACUUUGCAAAGUCUGUGGUUAACCUUGUAGAUGCCAUAUACAAGGAACAGCUGAACACCAGAGUGGUUUUGGUUGCUGUGGAAACCUGGACAGACCGGGAUCGUAUUAACAUUCCCCCUGACCCUAUGCAGAUGCUCCAUGACUUCUCACGAUAUCGACAGUACUACAUCAAACAGCAUGCGGAUGCUGUACACCUGCUCUCGAAUGUGACAUUUCACUACAAAAGAAGUAGCUUGAGUUACUUUGGAGGGGUUUGUUCUGUGACCAGAGGAGUUGGAGUGAAUGAGUAUGGCCUUCCAUGGGCCAUGGCACAGGAGUUAGCACAAAGUCUGGCUCAGAACCUUGGAAUACAGUGGGAACCAGCAACCAGAAAACCAAAAUGCGACUGCAUAGAAUUCUGGGGUGGUUGCAUCAUGGAGGAAACAGGGGUCUUCCAUUCCAGAAAAUUUUCUAAGUGCAGCAUUGCAGAAUACAAAGAAUUUUUAAAUCGAGGUGGUGGUGCCUGUCUCUUCAAUAGGCCAACAAAGUUGUUUGAAACUACUGAGUGUGGAAAUGGUUAUGUAGAAGCAGGAGAAGAGUGUGAUUGUGGUUUCCGAAAUGAAUGCUAUGGAGACUGCUGUAAAAAGUGCUCUCUUUCUAAUGGAGCUCAUUGUAGUGAUGGACCUUGCUGUAAUACAUCCUGCCUUUUUUUUCCACGAGGCUAUGACUGUCGAUAUGCAGUGAAUGAAUGUGAUAUUGCAGAGUACUGUACUGGAGAUUCUGGACAGUGCCCUCCAAACCUUCAUAAGCAAGAUGGAUCAACUUGUGAUUCUAAUCAGGGACGUUGCUAUAAUGGAGAAUGCAAGACAAGAGAUAAUCAGUGCAAAUAUAUCUGGGGAUCUAAAUCUUCAGGAUCUGACAAAUUCUGUUAUGAGAAGCUUAAUACAGAAGGUACAGAAAAAGGAAACUGUGGCAAGGAUGGAAACCGAUGGGUUCAGUGCAGCAAACAUGACGUGUUCUGUGGCUUUCUGCUUUGCACUAAUCUUACUCAGGUUCCACGAAUUGGUCAGCUUCAGGGAGAAAUUACUCCAACUUCUUUCUACCACCAGGGACGAAUAGUGGACUGCAGGGGUGGUCAUGUGCUUUUAGAUGAUGAUACAGAUUUAGGAUAUGUGGAGGAUGGAGCUCCAUGUGGCCCUCACAUGAUGUGUUUAGACAGGAAGUGCCUACCAAUUCAGUUCUUGAACAUAAGCAGCUGUCCAAUGGGAUCUAAUGGAAAGGUCUGUUCAGGUCAUGGGGUGUGCAGUAAUGAAGCCACUUGCAUUUGUCAUUUCACCUGGGCAGGGACAGACUGCAGUAUUGAUGAUCCUGUCCGAGAUAAUGGCAGCAAGAAGGAUGAUGGACCCAAGGUGAGCAUGGCCACUAACAGGCUAAUAGGUGCAGUGGCAGGGACCAUUCUGGCUCUGGGGGUGAUUUUUGGAGGCACAGGGUGGGGAAUAGAAAAUGUCAAAAAGAGAAGGUAUGAUCCAAGUCAGCAAGGCCCUAUCUGAAAAACUUAAAUUGGAAUAGCCUCUCCUUGCACUACUGGAUUGUGGAUACAAUGUCUUUGCUGUAGCUGCGCAGAAAAUAAGUCAGUGAAGAAGAACAUUUGGAGUGGCACUGACUACUAUGGACCUAAAGUGAGGGUGUUGGGGAAGGGAUGAAGGAAAACUGUCCUUUUUGGAGAUAAGUUCAGAUACUCCCUCCUUUCACCUCUCUCUCUCUCUUUUUUAAAUGAAGACUGCAACAACAGAGAAGGGAAAACUGUUUCAAACUUGUUUUUUGUUCUUGUUUUCUUAGACAAAUAAAGGAAGAAAGGGACAAAUAAACCAAGUGCAAUAAGAGAACUGUUUAAAAAUAGCAAACUGUCAGAAGAUUAUUUUUCCCAGUCUGCUGGAAAAAUAUUAUAACUUGAGUUGGCAUGACUUUUUUCAUAUUAAUGACAAACUCCAGUGGCAUGAUGAGCUAAUUUUUGAAAGGAUAAACUGCAUGGCAUAUAUACACAACAAGCAAGCUAGCAAGCCAACCCCCAAGCAAAAUCUGCAACCAAAUAUAUACAGAGAGGAAAGCAACAAAUACAGAACACAGAGAAGCUGAUACAAGCUCUUAAAUCUUUCACCACUGCAAUGCAUUCUGUCUCUUUGGAGUGAAUAGUUCCCUACUCUACAGAAUCAUUGUUUUCUAUACUGGAUAAAAAUUCCUUUGGGUAUGGGAGCUAUUGUUUCUCUGAACAGUGAGGAUAACGUGUAUAGUUAGUCUAGAAAGAAAAGAAAAUGUAAAUAUGGAAAUAAGAGAUUUUGAGAUAUCAUUUUCACAGAGAUAUAUCGAAGCAUUUCUUUAUCGAAGGUUCUAUUCUUUAUGUAAAUCUAAUUUUGGUGGUUUAAUUUUGCUCCCCUAAAUUUUAAUUUUUCUAGCAUGUUGUAUAGCGGGUGUUCUGGGCUUGCUCAAAAAAGGCAGAUCUAGCAUGCAGAUGCAGGGAGUUCUGGCACCAAAACAGGUGUGCUCUAAGUUUGUAUGCUUGAAACCAAAAAAAAAAAAAAUUUAAAAAUGUAAAAGGUGUAAAUGCAUAUGUAUGUAAUGAGUUUAAGUCUCUCAAAUUACUUUUUUGGGGCUGUCAUGCAAAUUUUCUGUAUAUAAUGUAAGAAAGUUGACACGCUCUCAAAUUAAUCACAAAAGUGCCAAGCUCAUCUUUUAAUUUUAUCUACUAUUUUCCUCUGUCUAGCUCUCUCUCAUGUGAAAGGAAAACAAGCUUAAGUAAGCCUUAAAAUAUUCACAAAAUGCUGAAAGCUUGAGACAGGCUAAAGCUCUCAUUUUUCUCCAGAUUCUUCUCUUUCCUUCUGGCAGGCCUACAAAAAUGAUCUAGUCAUCCAAGUUACUCUGGGUUCCCCUCUUUACACUGUCAAAGUAUAAUCUGAAGAAGUCCUUUUACUGAUAGCUUUGCUCGGUUUUUAUUUCAGGGUUAACAUAUAAUUAUUUAUACAGUUCCACAUACUCUAAUCCAGUUCACUGAAGUCAGUAGAAGUAUAUCCAUUAAGAUUGUCAGUUGUUUAGCCCUCAUUGACGUAGGCAAGGCAAAGCUGUAGAGCCCAAAUUUAACUCUCAUUUAUGCUAAUGUACAUUCAUGCAAUUCAGGUGAACUUAUUAAUUUAUACCAAUUCAAGUAGUUAUCAGAGUUUAAGCUAAUGUUAUAAUGGUGUUUGUCUUUUCUUAAGUCAAAAGUAGAGAGGAAAUUUAUCUUAAACAUUAAUAGGUUAAAAAUGCUAUAAUCAGUGUUCAUUUUUCUUGUUCAAAUGUCAAAUCAAUUUCUCGAUUUAGCUUUGAGAUAUACACUUUAAAAAAAACUUGCCAAAAAUCAGUACUGCAUUAAUUACACAAUUCUCCUCAUUACAUUUUCUAUAAAAUGUUUUUUGCUUCAAGUUUGUUUCAGAUUAGACAUUCUCAGAAGUUUUUUUCCUCUAUGAGAACCAUAGUUAGUUAUUUAUCGAAUGAUAUUUUAGACAGCUUUAACUUACUUGCACAUACUUUGUUAACACUGAGUAAAAGGUGCUGGAUAUAGGUAGUCUGUGUUGAUACUGAUCACUCUAAACAGUAUAGAAUAGGAGUAUUCACAAUUAUUUCAGCAUGACCUAACUUCAGAGUAACAUUUGUGUUGUAUUAAUAGCCAUGACAAUUAAUACUUUUUGUUUUGAGGGGAUCUCAAAGUACUUGCAUUGUAAUGUUGUCCUCUAGUACCUUGUUGCUUAGUUCCAGUUUGCUACAGGGUACAGAGGACAUGACACUCUCUAGCAGGUUCUAAGCUUCAUAUUUUGGUUCUACUCCAAAAAAAUGUAACCAUAGUAGAAGUGCCAGUGUGGUUACAAAAUCAAUUAGGUGUCUAAUAACUACCUGUGUAAUAGACCUUUGACACUAAACAUUUCACAGAAUAACAUUGUAAAUGUGCGAUGUGAUGUUUUUAAUCAGACCACAGUGGUCCCCAAAUAUUAUGUACAUAUGGUAAGUGUUGGAGUAACUUUUUGUUACACCAGCAGUUUCAUAGGAAAUAUGAUUUCUUGAUUGAAUUAAUGCUCCACUGUUUAGCUGUGUGCGUGUAUUUGUAAAACACACAAGCUUUAUGCUCUGUAUGUACAGAAUGUAAAUGACAACACAUAACCACAUCACCACACAAGUGGAUACUAAUAAUUUUUUUCUGUGGUAUUAGAAGGUUAUAUAGUCUAAAUGUUUCAGCUAGACAUUGUUUAUUUCCUAAGCCAUACUUUGCCAAAUGUUUAGAGUACAUAUGCUGAUUAUGUUAUUUUUUUAUCAUGAUAAAAAUGUCACCUUUUAAUCUUAAUCAACAGAAUAAAUGUUUAAGGAAUGACAAGUUCCCAUUUCACCCGCUAUACUUUUGCUUUGUUAUUUAAUAAUUCAUCUGGACAGGAAAAUGUAUGGUUACUAUACUGCUCAUACUGGUAUGCUGCAUGAUCCCACUGAAUUGAGCCUAAUCCUCUUAUAAGAAAAAAAUUACUAGGCAAAUUUAACAAAAAAUAUAUUGUAGGUGCAUGUUAAAAGAAACAAACUACAUAGAACUGGAGUUGUACAAAGUUUUCUUUACUAUGCAAAGAUGGGUAUUGCACAAACAAAAUUUCAAGACCAAUGUCAGAGGAAUUUUACAAAUACUUGAAUUUAUUUUUGUUUUAAAACCUAUCAAUCAUGUUUUAUAUUCAUUGUUGCUUCCACUAUUACUCUUCCUUUUUAAAAUGAUUUGUAAUUAUUUUUUAAGUGCACAAUUUGAUGUUAUGAAUCAGUUUUUGUUUGAAGUUAAUACUCAUUCAUAUCUUGUUGGCUGCUGACAACUAGAAAUAAAAUAGUCAUUGUUCUGCAUCUCUUAGUAAAAUGAGUAUUAAAAACUUCAUGAACAUGGAAGUUGCAA
This is a messenger RNA of Alligator mississippiensis (American alligator), 6073 nucleotides long. It is a transcript of the gene ADAM23, whose product is annotated as ADAM metallopeptidase domain 23. NCBI's taxonomy places the organism in Eukaryota, Metazoa, Chordata, Crocodylia, Alligatoridae. The record is from RefSeq and is a predicted model, not a curated record. Gene Ontology annotation, molecular function: metalloendopeptidase activity. Bases 252 to 2675 code for a protein of 807 amino acids. Gene Ontology annotation, biological process: proteolysis. The transcript has 26 exons. Gene Ontology annotation, cellular component: presynaptic membrane.